Messenger RNA from Trichoderma virens Gv29-8, 1452 nucleotides. RefSeq lists its product as uncharacterized. Lineage: Eukaryota; Fungi; Ascomycota; Sordariomycetes; Hypocreales; Hypocreaceae. Gene Ontology annotation, biological process: peptidyl-lysine monomethylation. Gene Ontology annotation, molecular function: protein binding; protein-lysine N-methyltransferase activity. The transcript is spliced from 3 exons. The coding region runs from base 4 to 1380 and encodes 458 amino acids. Gene Ontology annotation, cellular component: nucleus. The record is from RefSeq and is a predicted model, not a curated record.
UCCAUGGAGGGCUGGCUGAGAGAAUCUGGGGCCGAGUUGGACGGCUUGGAGCUGGCCCAUUUCCCGGCCAUCGGGCGCGGUGUUAGAACACUGCGGUGUUUCAAGCAAGGAGAGAGGAUUCUCACCAUACCAAGUGGCUGUCUCUGGACAGUCGAGCAUGCAUAUGCUGAUGCCGUACUUGGGCCAGUCCUUCGCUCUGCGCAGCCGCCCUUGUCUGUUGAAGACACCUUGGCCAUAUAUAUUCUCUUUGUCCGAUCGCGCGAGUCAGGAUACGAUGGCCUACGAAGCCAUGUAGCGGCGUUGCCAGCGAGUUACUCGUCAAGCAUCUUCUUUGAGGACGAUGAGCUAGAAGUUUGCGCAGGCAGUUCAUUGUAUACCAUAACGAGGCAACUGGAGCAAAGGAUCGAGGAGGAUUACAGGGGAUUAGUCGUGCGAGUGUUUGGACUGCAUCUGGAUCUCUUCCCUCUGAACAAGUUUACCAUUGAAAAUGUAGGUUACAAGUGGGCUCUCUGCACUGUCUGGAGUCGCGCAAUGGAUUUUGUACUACCCAAUGGAAACCCACUACGGCUUUUGGCACCAUUUGCAGAUAUGGUGAACCACUCGCCUGAAGUUAAGCAGUGUCAUGUCUACGAUGCUUCAUCUGGAAAUCUCUCUAUACUUGCUGGGAAGGACUACGAAGCCGAAGACCAGGUGUUUAUCUACUAUGGGCCUAUGCCAAAUAGUCGCCUUUUACGUCUCUAUGGGUUCGUUAUACCAGAUAAUCCCAACGACAGCUAUGAUCUCGUUCUUUCAACGCACCCUCUGGCACCUUUUUAUGAGCAGAAGCAGAAGCUCUGGGCAUCAGCUGGACUCAAUUCAACCUGUACCAUAUCUCUUACUCUUGACGAUCCUCUACCGAAAAAUGUCCUUCGAUACCUCCGUAUUCAACGAUUGGAUGAAUCAGAUCUCGCGGCCAUAGCGCUUCAGAAAAUCGAUACAAAUGAGAAAAUCAGCGAUUCAAAAGAAGUGGAAAUUUUGCGUUUUCUAGUAGAAUCGAUUGGAAGUCUUCUGGAUAGCUUCGGGACUCGAUUAGAAAAGCUACAAGAACAACUCGCGAAGGGCGUCUAUCCUGUCGGGGGGAACGCAUGGGCGGCGGCGCACGUUAGCCUGGGCGAACAGAAGGUAUUGAGGCUGGCGAGAAAGAGAGCCGAGGAUUUGCUGGCUGCUGUGGAGAGUGAAAGUGGGAAUGACAGGGACGGAUGUGCAAAUUGCGGAAAGGAUUCAGUGCCGCUGAUGCUGUGCGGGAAAUGUAAAGGCAUCAAGUAUUGUGGGCGAACUUGUCAGGUUGCCCAUUACAAAGAGCACAAGGCGGCAUGUCGGGCUACGACUGCUAAGAACUGAGAUGAGAUGAAAUGAAUAUAGAGGCAAGUGUAUGGAGGGAGGCGAUUAAAACAAAGAACUGCGAUAAUGGUU